AAUCCAUUGUUUUUUCGGCAAUCCGGCGGCGGCACGUAUUUUCGUUCCAACACGUUUCGCGCUGCCUUGUUGUCGUGUGUUGUUUUAAGAGCGCUUUUUUCUUUUUGUCGCACCGAAAGAGACGCGUAGCACUUCACGAUGGUGAAGUUAUCGCAGGACCUGAUACAGAUGGCCGCGCAGUCCAUCAAUCCAGUUCGUGACAGAGAGCUGGACUUGCGAGGUUACAAGAUACCCGUUAUCGAAAACUUGGGAGCAACGCUGGAUCAGUUUGACUGCAUCGACAUGUCCGACAACGACAUCAGAAAGCUGGACGGGUUUCCAGUGCUCAAGCGCCUCAAGUCCCUGAUGCUGAACAACAACCGCAUAUGCCGCAUUGCGGAGAACCUGCAGGAGCAUCUCCCGGCACUGGAGACGCUGGUGCUGACCAACAACCAGAUCCAGAACCUGGGCGACCUUGACCCACUGGCCAGCAUCAAGACGCUCACUUACCUCAGCCUGAUGAAGAACCCCGUGACGGUGAAGCGACACUACCGCCCCUACAUCAUCCACAGGAUCCCGCAGUUGAGGGUGCUCGACUUUCGGCGCAUCAAGCAGAAGGAACGACUGGAGGCCCAGCAGCUGUUCAAGGGCAAGCGAGGCAAGCAGCUCGAGAAGGAGGUGGGCGUCGUGAGCGGCGGAGGAGCCGGCCCCAUCCGCAGCAGCGGCAGCAGCAACAGCAGUGCCGCAUCGGCACAGCCCCCUCCACCGGGGUCGGGCCCGACACCGCCGGCCGCGACGAGCCGGAACAGCCAGCUGGAGGCCCUCAAGCAGGCCAUGUCGCGCGCCACCACCUUGGACCAAGUGGAGCACCUCAGCACGGCCCUGCAGUCGGGUGCACCCCUGAUGCCCACUUCCAAGUCCUCGUCCUCAAGCACGAGGCCGCCAGGAACGGAGGAUGUUGAGAUGGAGGAGACAAACGGCCACUGAAGGGAUCCCAAGAGUGUUCCGGAAAGAGUCAUUUAAAGUUUCGAGAUCUCUGAAGUUUCUCAUCCUGAUUCACAAAUCCCCACCCCCGCUAUACAUUUUUUUUUUUUUCUUUCAGUCGCUUCCACGCUCUCGGCUGGCCAAGGUGACGUAAGAAGCUUUGUCUCAUGUGCAUAUUUUAAGAUCACUGCAUGCAGCUGCUCAGAAUGUUUUCCCAAUUUCCUUAACAACUCAAAAGUGCUGUCAAGAACAGAUACGGCACGUUUGGUUUAUCAUCUUGCGAGGCCAGCUGCAGAGCAGCGUGAGAAGCGGUGUCAUUCAUGAAGCUAAUAAAUUUUCAA
Molecule: messenger RNA, 1304 nt
Organism: Rhipicephalus sanguineus (brown dog tick)
Lineage: Eukaryota; Metazoa; Arthropoda; Arachnida; Ixodida; Ixodidae
Product: U2 small nuclear ribonucleoprotein A'
Exons: 7
Coding region: 139-966 (275 amino acids)
Biological process (GO): mRNA splicing, via spliceosome
Cellular component (GO): U2 snRNP
Molecular function (GO): U2 snRNA binding; protein binding
Source: RefSeq, a predicted model, not a curated record